Messenger RNA from Aspergillus terreus NIH2624, 1002 nucleotides. RefSeq names its product HVA22/TB2/DP1 family protein. The record is from RefSeq and is a predicted model, not a curated record. Bases 1 to 1002 code for a protein of 333 amino acids. The transcript is spliced from 3 exons. Lineage: Eukaryota; Fungi; Ascomycota; Eurotiomycetes; Eurotiales; Aspergillaceae.
AUGUUCGGCGUGAUUGCAGAUCUGCUCUCCUCGAUCAUUACGAUCCUCUUCCCCAUCUUCGCCUCCUUCAAGGCCCUCCGAUCAGGCGAUCCCUCCCAACUCGCACCAUGGCUGAUGUACUGGGUGGUCCUGUCGGCCCUCCUGAUGGCGGAGUCGUGGACUUACUUCAUUGUGGGAUGGCUCCCCUUCUACAGCUGGAUCCGCCUCUUCUUUUUCUCCUACCUGGUCCUCCCGCAGACCCAGGGCGCCCGUCUCCUCUACCAGACCUACGUGGACCCCUUCCUCGAACACCACGAACGUGAGAUCGAAGAGUUCAUCGGCCGCAGCCACGAACGCGCCAAAGCCCUGGGCCUGCAGUACUUCUACCAAGCCCUCGACUGGGUGCGCGAGAACAUCCUCCAUCUGCCCGCGCAGCGUCCGGCCGCGCCCCCGCCGCCGACCGGGCCCGCCUCCUACGCCCAGUCGCUCCUCUCCCGCUUCAACCUGCCCACCAGCACGACCGGUGUGAGCGGUCCCAUGCCCACCCCCAACAAUGACUGGUUCUCGGCGAUCAGCUCGGCCGUGGCGGCGGUGACGUCGACGGGGAAGAGCCCCGAAGCCCGCGCCGAGGAGCUCUCGGCCAGCGGAACGCUGCUGCCCCGGGAGAUGGCGUCGAUGUCGCGCGAGGAGAAGGCGCGGUACAUUUCCAACCAGCGGGAUCUGUUGGAUGUGGUGCGGAACGCGCUGGCGCGCGAGGAACGCAACCUGGACGAGUCCCCGGAGGACGAUCUGGCGUAUGGCUCGGCGUCGUCGCUGCGGAAGAACCGGAGUGACAACUCGUUCGAUCAUAUCCAGCCUGAGGAUGUGCGCGAUCGGUCGCCGUCCGGUCAUGGGGGUGGGAACUGGACGUCUGGGUGGUUUGGCGGCGAGCACGGCGCAGGUGGUGGUGCGGCGGCGUCAGGCGUGGAAUUUGCCGCUCGGGCUGUAGAGGAAAUAGCUCGGUCGCGCAGUACUCGAUCUUAG